AUGAGGGCUUUUGCCGUUGUACUUGCUAGGAGUGUCGUAGAGUCGGCUCGCAAGCCUUAUGCGACGUUCAGAGCGAAAUGUGGGGUUUUCGAUGCGAUCCCUUUUUUCUUCACCCGAGCUUAUGCGGGCUCAAUCCCAUUUGAGACAUAUCAAUUAUGUUCACCACCGAUACCAUCGUUGCUCGUCUCACUCUGUCCAACAUUGCCUUCUUGCCCUUCACGCCUAUCUCCACAGGCUGUUGCUGCCAAGUCCAUGAUUGCCCAACUUUCCCCGCCUCGUUCAGAUGCAUUCGUGUUGACCGACUUAUCCAGCAAGUGGGAUCAAGCUGCCUCUGGUCCGCGGAGCUCGCAGGGAAUCGGCUCUCUGCUGUUGGACUUUGCACGAGCCCAACGCGUCUGCCAACUGCUCGCUGAGCUUGCCGGUCUCCUGUCAUGCCUCCAGUUCGCAGAAGAGUUCAUCAAACAAGCAGGCUACGAGUGUCUUUUCGAUUGGGUCAUCUGCCUGUGA
Molecule: messenger RNA, 507 nt
Organism: Protopolystoma xenopodis
Lineage: Eukaryota; Metazoa; Platyhelminthes; Monogenea; Polystomatidea; Polystomatidae
Source: the annotation of a GenBank genome assembly